Halichondria panicea is the source of this 4021-nucleotide messenger RNA. Its product is annotated as DENN domain-containing protein 2B-like. The coding region runs from base 168 to 3836 and encodes 1222 amino acids. The record is from RefSeq and is a predicted model, not a curated record. The transcript has 21 exons. Lineage: Eukaryota; Metazoa; Porifera; Demospongiae; Suberitida; Halichondriidae.
UAUACUUGGCACUAGGAAUUGGCGUGCUAUUGAAAAGGUAUAUCCUAUAGCUAGUGUUGACAAUAACUGAUCAUAUGAUGAGCUGCUGAGAGGUUAAGAUGUACGGCAGAGACUGAGCGGAGGCUUGGGAAUAUAAGCACAAGCUAAAGUUUACAAAAACCAAAGGAAUGUCGGAAGAGGACGAUGUGUUUAGUGAGGACGCAGCUGUCGUUAAACACAGUGGUAGCGGAGGCCUUGCCGCACUGAUCGCCAAAACCAGACACACCGGUCAACUCAAGGACAUUACAAAGAAAGACAACAAAGGUCACCUCCAACGAAUACUCAGUGUUCCGGAACAAUCCGCUCAAUCAGCUGAGGGAUCUAAAGUCACCUAUCGCUCGUCGGUAUCUGUAAGCCCGUCAAGUCGCAAUGCGAAAUGUUCGUCUGUUGUAGUCUUGUCUCAAAGCAAAUCGCCACUACUACCACCACAUAUGACCUCUAACCUUAGCUCCCCAUCCGCCGGCAUUUCCUCUACGGGCACGGAAGACACACCCACUUCUGGGGAUACGUCUCCAAACCAAUCUGACAGCAAGCGACGAGAAUCGAACAAACCAGUGCCCAAACCACGGCUCGUUAAGCAAUCAACGAGAGGGUCUGACUCAUUGACUAAGGAAUCGACUAAAGAAUUGCAAGCAGAAGACUUAGAGAAUGAGAAUAGACAAUGCUUAGAGGAACAGCCGUUGGAACCUGAGAAAACGGAGAAGAAAUCGUUGCGUAGUCAGUCUGACAAUACAGAUGGACAAGCCAGUAAACCCAUUCCAGUUCCAAGAUCUACUAGAAGCAAAACUCAGUCUGAUUUAGAAACAAAACCAGAGACACCCCAAAGUCCCGUUCCAAAGCCACGUUCUGCAUCGAAGCUCAUCACUGUUCAGAAUGACGAGAAGGUCAAAGCUGUGAAAACCCUUCAAGCUCUGUUACCAACUGGGGGCAAGCAAAAGGAGGAACCUCUUGGCCCUGAUGGACUGACACGUACAGAGAGGAGCCUCCAACAAAUGCAGAAGUUGUUGAAUGAGGACACACAGAACAGUGAGACAAUAGAUCCAUUUCCUUCCUCUGAUACUACUGCCAAAGACACAACCUCCAACAAGCCAAAGCCUCCUCGCACAAGAACCACAGUGUCUGAAAGCUCUCCCCCCAAAAAUGAUGUUAGCGUUGGAGCUAGACCACCAAGCAAGUCAGUCAGUGAUGACAAAGACUCUACCGUGGGUGCAACCAAUAAACAGACUAACAUAAAAGUAGCCAGUGUUGCCGUUAAGACGAGCAAGCCAGCUGUGGAGUCAAAGGAAAAGAGCCCAUCGCCUGCCAGGGAGAAUGCUCCCCCACAAGGGAUAAGACCGUCUCCACCAAGACCAUCUCCACCAAGAAAAGUCAGCAGUGAGGAGACUAACAAACCAUCAUUGCCUGCCAGGGAGAAUGCUCCACCACAAGGGAUAAGACCGUCUCCACCAAGACCAUCUCCACCAAGAAAAGUCAGCAGUGAGGAGACUAACAGACCAUCAGCUACUCAAGGCUCACCCUCUUCAGGCAGUAUUACUACCAGUGACACAGAUACAAGAGUCUCUCAAACUCCCAAAGAACCGGCAAAAGGCUCCGCUCCUCCGACCAGACCUGCUCCCCCUGCACGAAUCCUGAAGCCACCUCAGAAGACGAUUCAAAUCAAAUCGGAUUUAAGUUGGAUUAAGAGGAAGGACUCUAUUGAUAAGUACGACUCGAGCACCUCCCUAUCCACCAGUCAAACUAUGCCAGACCUUACCCCAAGUCCAGCACCAGUACGGAAACCACUCCCCUACCGUAGUCAUGCAAUUAUCACACCGACCACUCCUUCAUCGGGACUUGCGUACGCACCACCUACCCUGAACUCCCACCCCAAGCCACCUUCGAAUUCAAAACCCUUGGCAGUGUCAGGUUCAAAGUACAAUCGUAAUCGAGCUGGGACAGUUCUCAGCAACAAUGAGCCAGUGGAGGCAGCCAAAAACAAAAGGAGGAGGAACAAUUCUUUCACGAGGUCCACGAGUGAUGACAGCAUAGCCUCCAAAAUUGCGGAUGAGGGUAAGAGCAAGAGCAAGAAGCAGUCUCCUCCCAAGAAGCCUCCCAGAGUGAGGCAUCUCAAGAACUCCUCUGACUCCAGACCCAUCUCCAUGAUCGAGGCCAGUGCGAAUCAGCGGAGUAAGUCUCAGCAGUUUACAAGCAGCUGCUUGGUUGGGACCAUGCCAAGAGAUUUGCCUGAGGAUAGUGCAAGCCCCAAGAGAGGCAGGAAAGACUCUCAGUCAAAGCCAGAGAAAAAGGGGUUUCUUGGUCGAUUCAGAAACAAGACUCAGUACAAGGCUGAAACUCCCACCCUCCGCGAAGAACCGGACGAAGAGACUGAUAGCAGCAGUGACGAUGAGAAAGGGGGCACAAUCAGUAGAAUGCCUCGGCUCCGACAUGUAACACCUAAAUCCAAGUCAACGGAUCUCGAUGACACAGAGUCCGAGUACCACCAGCUGUUUGAGUACGUGUUCGUGGUGGAACUCAAGGACAAAGGCAAGGGAGCAUUGGACACAGAGAUCACCUACACCUUCCCACCCGCGCCUGAGCAGUUGUUCUCUGGAAAGGACGCGGCACUACUUGCCAUCCCUCAAUUCUGUUUCCCCGACAUCGACCAAUGGAAGCCCACCAAGAGCUAUAACAGUGAGAGCUUCUCCUUUGUGCUCACCGACAUGAUGGGCGGUCGCAGGUUCGGCUACUGCAGGAGACUGUUGCCGUCUGGAAAAGGUCCCAGACUUCCUGAGGUGUACUGUAUCGUGAGUCCCCUCGGCUGCUUCUCCCUCUACGAAAAGAUCCUUGACGAGGUAGAGAAAAGGAGAGCUGUGUCGUCGUCGGCUGUGUUCACCUUCCUCAAGGCUAUUCAGGCCAACCCCUUCCCCAGACCUGGAAGGAGUGUGGAAGUCAGAGCAUUUGGUGCUCGUGGUGCUGGACUGGAGACUGUGGUACUGACUCGACCCAUGGACUCAAGACUGGAGCAUAUCGACUUCUCCCUCCUCUUCUCUACUCUGAGCCCCCGCAAGAUCAUUCAAAUAUUCUCGUCCUUGUUGCUCGAGCGACGGGUCAUCCUCUGUGCCAACUCACUCAGUCUACUCUCUGGCUGUGCACACGCUCUCCUGGCACUCCUCUACCCCUUCGAGUGGCAGCAUGUGUUCAUUCCUGUCCUGCCGAACAGUCUGAUAGACUUUGUAUGCUCACCGCUCCCCUACAUCAUUGGCAUCAACCCGUCCCUCAUCAAGGAGCUGGACUCCAUGGAGAUGGAGGACGCCCUCGUCAUCGACCUGGAAAAGAAGAAGUUUGUCAUGAAGAUUGGGGACGAGACCUCUAUCCUCCCCACAAAACUCUACCAAUACCUGGAGCAUUCUCUCAGCUCCUCUGUAGUUUCAGGGGAAUACAAGAAAGGGGCCACCUCCACCCGUCGGGCUGAUGAGAUCGUUGUUAACACCUUUAUGACCUUCUUUGCAUAUCUCUAUGGCGACUACAAGGCGUACAUGAAGCCUGUUAAGAAUGAGAAGGAGUUUCAGAGGCCGGAGUUCAUUGAGACAUUCAGUUCAAAGUCUACUAAAAGGUUUUUGGAGGCGUUCCAGAUGUCACAGCUAUUUGAGAACUUCAUUGAGCAGCGAGAGAAUCCAGCGAAAGAAGAGACCACUGCUCAGAGUCACUUUGAACAGCAGCUCCCUGUACUCCAGCCAAGAUGUCGAGACAUAGAAAUCUUUAGCUCAAAGUCAAGAUUUGACAGAUGGAAAUUAGCAAAAGGAAUGAAAAAGAAGUGAAUUGUUUGCGUGAAACUCAAGCAAGCCAUUUUAUAUCACUGUGUGUAUGUGAACCCCUUGCCCCUUGUUUGUGUGUAGCCUUGCUAGCCCAGCUAGUUUCCUAUUUAUAAAUUUAGAGUGCUUUAGUUUUGUAAACCACAAAUUCUGCAAUUCAGUUCCCUCAGCAAUGAAUUUGGUAAAGAUCA